Molecule: messenger RNA, 246 nt
Organism: Ambispora leptoticha
Lineage: Eukaryota; Fungi; Glomeromycota; Glomeromycetes; Archaeosporales; Ambisporaceae
Source: the annotation of a GenBank genome assembly
AAUGAAGACUAUGAUAAUCAAGAUUUGGAUCAGACAAAUGAUGAAACUGAUGAUACUCACGAAACUUUUCCCUCAGUAGUAGCUGCUGUUGAACGUCAAGAAGAGACAGUGAUGACAGAACUUAUGAUGUCACAAAACUUAAUAGAGAUUUAUAAAAACUUUCAGGAUAGUCGCAAAUGGUGCCUUUCGACGAGGAGGAUACUCACUACAAUUUUUCGAUCAAAUGCUCACAUGAACAGUACAUAA